Molecule: messenger RNA, 1972 nt
Organism: Castor canadensis (American beaver)
Lineage: Eukaryota; Metazoa; Chordata; Mammalia; Rodentia; Castoridae
Product: zinc finger protein 75D-like
Biological process (GO): regulation of transcription by RNA polymerase II
Molecular function (GO): DNA-binding transcription factor activity, RNA polymerase II-specific; RNA polymerase II cis-regulatory region sequence-specific DNA binding
Source: RefSeq, a predicted model, not a curated record
UUGGGGUGAGGUCUUGGGGAGGUAGAGGAAUCGGGGAGAGAAGUGAUCUUUCAAGGCCCCUGCGCCUCUCGAAUCUUGGAGCUUCGCUCGCCAGGCGUCGCGCGCUGUCUUGACGUCACCGCCACCCUUGCCCCGGCCCGAGCGGCGCAGGAGCGGAGUUUCGUUUGACAGAGCCGUGGGGAGGCGUGGCGACUUCCCUGUCCAGCGGAGGAAAAGGAAAGUGGCGUCCGCGGAAGCCAGAGUUGACUGCAGUGCCCUGGAGGAGAAGAGCCAUUCAUUGAUUUUGUACCAAAACUGAUGGAGCAUCAGUUGUCAGAGGUGGCACCAGGGGGGUGUGAGUGUCACACACAAGAGUGAAGCUGUUCUAGAGCGAACGAUGAUGAGUAAGCUGCAGGCAUAUACAAGCUCGAACCCCCACAUGGGGGCUGUAUGGGAGACUAGAGCAUCUACGAAAGAAAACUGCAGUCAGAGUAAGAAAUACGGCCUGCAAACAGAAAGCCUUCGUCCUGAGAGCGCUCGCCAGCACUUCCGGAGCUUCUGCUAUCAUGAAGUACCUGGACCACUCGAAGCUGUCAGCCAACUUCAGGAAUUAUGCCACCAGUGGCUGAGACCAGAGAUUCACUCGAAAGAGCAGAUCUUGGAACUGUUGGUGCUAGAGCAGUUCCUGACCAUUCUUCCCAGGGAGACCCAGAACUGGGUGCAGAAGCAUCAUCCACAGAACAUCAAACAGGCAGUGGAUCUGGUAGAACGCUUGCAGAGAGAACCUGGCGGAACACAGAAUGAGGUCACAGCCCAUGAGCUGGGAAAGGAGGCAGUGCUCUUGGGAGGAACAGCAAGUGGCCCCAGGCUUCAAGUGGAAGCCAGCAGAGCCCCAACCAAUGGGUAUGUUCAGAAAGAAUGUUGGAAUACAUACCAGGUACUACAAGAACUGCUGGGCUGGCAUACUCACAAAGAAACCCAGUCUGUAUAUAAACGAGCUGUGUAUACUCCACAGAUUUUAGCCCUUUCUGAGCAGAAAAGCACCAAAGACUGGAAGAUGGCAUCUGAGCUCACCUUGCCUGAGUCCCAGAGUUUGUUGACAUUUGAAGAUGUGGCCGUGUAUUUUUCUGAGGAGGAAUGGCAAUUACUAGACCCUAAUCAGAAGACACUCUACAAUGAUGUGAUGCAGGACAACUAUGACACUGCCAUCUCCCUAGGGUUAAAGCUCAAAAAUGACGCUGGAAAUGAUCAACCCAAAUCUGUUUCUGCAUCAGAAAUACAAGCACCAGGAUUCAAAGUAUCAAAGAAGACAAGAAUCAAAGUUGGCCAGAAAACAGUGAGCAAGGAAAAUCAUGGUGAUACACAUGGGGUACAGAAACAGGGUCGAGCUUUUCCAAGAAAGAAAAGAAAGUUAGUUUCAAGCUAUACACAAGAGCUUCCAAAACGCCACAGGAAAAGCCACACAGGAGAAAAACCUUUUAAAUGUCAGGAAUGUGGGAAAAGCUUCAGAGUUAGCUCUGAUCUUAUUAAGCACCAGAGAAUUCACACUGAAGAGAAACCCUAUAAAUGUCAACAAUGUGAUAGGCGAUUUAGAUGGAGUUCAGAUCUUAAUAAGCACUUCAUGGCACACCAAGGAAUAAAACCAUAUAGAUGCUCAUGGUGUGGGAAAAGCUUCAGUCAUAACACAAAUCUACACACACACCAAAGAAUUCACACAGGAGAGAAGCCCUUUAAGUGUCAUGAAUGUGGCAAAAGAUUCAUUCAAAAUUCCCACCUUAUUAAACACCAGAGAACCCACACAGGUGAGCAGCCUUAUACUUGUAGUAUGUGCAGGAGAAACUUUAGCAGGCGGUCAAGCCUUCUUAGACACCAGAAACUCCACAGGAAAAGAGAAGCACAUUCAGUGUCCCCAGUCUGAGGAAAGUCACCAUAUGGAAUGACAGCCGUGAAACAAAAGUAUGUGGUGCCCGGUAAUAAGAAUCUGUUAUUAACA